AUGUCACCAGCAAAGACCAUUUCCUGCAGGAAACUUCAGGCGAGCGGCCUCGUAAGAGCUGCAACUGUCGCUGCUUUUACACGACCCAGUGUACCGCAGCUCGUGGUGUUCAAGGAGAAUUUGUUGGAGGUGUAUGAAGUCGAGAAGGAAAAGCCAAUUCUUAUAGCAAGUACAGACUUCUGGGUUCUAGUUUGUAAUUGUGAGGUCUUGGAGAACCCGAGGACCAAUGCUUGCUCUGCUUCUACAAGCCUUGACAGAAUACUGGUCACAGAUGAUGAGGGAAAGGUUUUUAUACUGGAGUGGUCUGUGUUGACGGUCAGAGAUGUACCAAUCAAUAUAAUAAAAGCGGACCACGAUAAGCUGGAACCUCUUGUCCAGCAUUCUGUAUUGUCAAAGCCACUGGUUUUGCCAGAAAAGACACCUAUGAGUUCUCUCAUGGAAACAUCUCGAAGUCGUGACUCCGGAGCAAAAGAUUGGAUCAACAAGAUUCGAGGUGUUACCUUGGUAGCCAUGUCCAUAUACCAGAACUUGAUUCAAGUAGUGUUGGUUGCAUGGAUACCAAUAACUCGUUACAAAGAGAAGAACCUGGAAGGAUCAAUAUCUCUGAGACCCAUCGUGAAUGAGUAUCUUCUGUACAUGAAGGAAGAGUCAGGCUUAAUCAAUCUCGCAUCGCAACUACAGAAAACACCCAGUAUACUCGACUUGAGUUUUAUUGAAGGGUUAGAUUUCAAAGGGCAUCCUUUACUAGUAGUACUUUCUGCACAUGAUGGGCUAGUGUACAGCUUGGUGAAUAUUCAAUCAUAUACGCUUGACUUGGCAAACAGACAGAUGCAACCGGGACCUUGGAAAAUAAGCAAUCUCCAUCCGACCACAAGGCUCCUAUUGCCAUGGGUUGGAGAUGGUAUCACGAGGCCAGCUAGUUGGAGCUGCGAGCGAGAUCAUGUGCAGACCGGGAUCAAGCAAGGAGUUGGUAUACUCGUCAUAUCUAGCAAAAGUCUUUUGUUCAUUGAAUCAAGCGGAUACCGCUCUUCACUACCGAUCUCUUUGGAUGGGCUACCCACUUGUUCUGAGGUCCUCAGAGAUUCUUGCUUGGUAGUAGGUGACAGUAAUGGAGCAUUGUGUGUUUUGGAUCUGAAGCAUUGGGGGAGACACGAACUGCAGCCGGUCAAACCUUUUAGUCCUUUUCCUCCUGCACAGAUUCUGAAACAGGUACAGUUCGUGAAGGAGGAGAAUGGAGAUAUUGCUGGUUUUGUUUUCUUCCUAUCUGGCAGUAGUAGCAAUUCCAGAUUGUUCGCACUUCUUCCCGAUCUGAUUGGGAGAGAAAUCAGGACUCCAUCAUUAGCAUCUCAUGAUUGUGAAAGUAUGAGUAUGCUUUCAGAUUUGCCAUCUCUCAGUGAAGAAGGCUUAAGCUGGUACACAAAAGAAUUUUCAAUAGAACAUUCCUCCUUAGACGAUCCAACCUCCGUCCACUCGAUGCUUUUGGUUGAUGACCCGUGCAAAGUAUCAGAGAAACAGAUUCUCGCUGCAUGUGGCAGCUCUCCUACUGCUACACUUCGCAGGGGUAGCUUGGGAGUGGCUUUCAACAGUGAUAAAAUCUGUGAUGACAAGAUAGGUGGCUUACCUGAAGUGCUACCAAUGAAAUGGGCACUUCAAUCUCAUUAUCACACACAUCUUCUUCUGUGCUAUCCAACCGAGGGCACGACCGAGAUCGUGACACUGGAUGGCGAAAAUCAGUCAGAGUCAAUGGACGGUCUAGAAACAAGUGAAUGUACUUUAGCAGCAUCCGCUGUUUCAGGAGACUGGCUUUUCCAGGUAACAACUAAGUCUUUGAGGGUUUUGAGCCCAACUACACCAAGGGCUCUUGUAGCGGAGUGGCUACCUCAAGCAGCAAAAGACUGCUCUGCAAGGUCUCAUGUUGGAGCUCAGAAAAAUCAUCACAUUAAGCAUGCGUCUGUGAGCGUAGAUGGAGCUGUUUUGAGCACCGGCAAGACAGUGUACUCUGUGAAGCUAAACAAGAGUGGAAGGUUAUGUCCUCCAGUCGAAAUUAGAAGACCUCAAGAGGUUUCAGCUCUUGGAAACUUCGAGUUUUGGAUUGUUGGAGAUAAAAGUUCCAAACCAAGGAAGCAAUUCUAUGCCAAGUAUCUGACAAGCCCUAGGCCUGCAUUUGACAACGCGGAUCUCUUCUUCCUUGUUGUUGUAGCACAAUGGGUCACCAAUACAGUUCAUCUGCUCACAUGGCCAGACUUGGAGGAAAUUGAUCAUGUGGAGACUGGAUCCUCUCCUGUUCGUUGUGUUUGUGUCACUACUAUUGGGAAGGAGCAAUAUCUAUUUGUAGGUACAGGUGAAGGAAAUGUAUUAUACUUCCAAAUCAAGUAUGAUACUCCCAAGGAGGGAGAGAACGUGGACUCUGAGAUCACUGAAAACCCGUCAAUUGUCCAUUCUAGUUCAUUCCGAGAUGAUGCUUUUGAGAGAGAGAAUGUCAGCUGCUUAAAAUUCAUGCAGGGACUACGAGCCCCAGUCGGAAGACGUGAUACAAAUGAACAGAGUCUCAAAAGGUUCAAUUUAAGGCUCAAGCAUGGCAGAGUUCUGAGGCUGGGAGGAAGCGUCGUAUCCAUUAUACAUGGUCCAUUUUGCGGGCCUGAGAUGGACUCGUCGAAGAAGCUAAGUAGAAUACUGGAAAAGCAGGAUUGUCUGCUCGUGCAAACAGAUCGUGACAGCAUAGUCUUGAUUCCUGGAGAAGAUGGCGACUUACAGGCGGUGUGUAUGUCGGGUUCAUUUACCCAGCCUUUGGGAACGUCUUUCAGGAUACACACUGAAAGUGUGCCCAACUCAUUGGGCUUACUCUCUAGAGAAGGUCAACUUCUUUUCGGGCAUGUGGAUCUCUCAGUGAAACUACGAUGGCGGAAGAUGGAAAUUAUUGGCAAUCCCCAACAACUAGGUUAUCAUAGGGGAACUGGUUGUGCUGUAAUCACCUCAAAUGAUGGUGGUUCUGUAAGGCUCUCCCUCAUCCAUGUCCAAUCGAUGUGUCAGGUCCUGACGCUGGAGCUGGAGACAGACCAGCAUCCUACAGCCUUGGAAGUUUUGGAAUUGCCCUGUGUUGAAAUGAAGAAAAGCAGAGAAUGUAUAGUCGUCGCCUGCCAAAAGGGUAUCAAGGAACAGGCCCGAGGAACCCUUCAGUUUUUUGACUUCACCCACGCAUAUACUUGUGAUGAGGAGUUGCAGUAUGAGUUGCGGAUGUUGGGAAAACAUCAUACAGAGCUUCCAUGCCAGGCUCUUUGUCUUCUGAGGAAGCAAGAAGAAUCCCUGCCGACCUUUUGCUGUGACAUAUGCAAUGUAGAUUCUUGCAUAGAUGGUUUCGAACCUCUAAGCACAGCCUUGAAGCAUUUGACCUGUGGCGGUGGCCACUGGAAUGACUACUGUAGAGACCAGGAAGGCAAAAGAGGUCUUCAUCGCCAGGGGGGGCCACUGUUGGCGCUCGGUUUUUCGGGAAGGGUGGAGAUCUUUGCUGUUUUGAUCGGAAGUAGCAUAGCGUCGAUUCUUCUGGUUCCUCCUCUGGCCCAGAUUAUCAAAUCAGCUCUUCCGUACUUUCCUGAUUCAGUUAGGAGCUCAGGUUACAAGUCCAGCUCUGCAGCAACUGUAGAUACAGACGGAAUGAAUGAACAAACUUUAGAAGGAAGCAAGGGCUGCCCAGCAUCGCGGGUUGAUCCGAAGCCCAUGACUUCGAAAAAUUCUCUAGUUUGUUUGACGAGGUUGACCACCUUUGAUAGUCCUGGGCGAGGUUGUGUAACUGCUCUCUUGGCUCUCUCUUCGGAUGUAAUUCUGGUAGGAGAAAUGUUUCAAGGGAUAGGGAUAUUCUCUAUCCAAGAGAAUGGAGAUGUAGUUCAUCUUGCAUGGCAUCCUUGCUCGCAGCCUCUCACGACAGUCCUUCAGCUGGAGGCCAAUUUACUACUAGUGGCACUGUAUGAACAUGGGUUGCAGCUAAUGGAGCGCGACUUGUGUGCCGAGCAGAGUUUCCAGGAAGAGAAAAGGCUGUGGGAAGAGGACGGCGAUACUGUCCAUGGAGCAUAUUCCCGGAGAUCAGAGUUGAGGAGAAGUGGAGAGUCUUUAAAUCCGGCGGAUGGAGAGGUUAGAAGAAGCGAAAUGCCGAGUUUGAAUCCGAUGGAAAGAUGUUCCCAACCUAUUGCAGUGAUACAAAUGCAGGUCGGAAGGCUUGGAAUAAGAACUACGCCUAUCUCGGAAGAUACAGCAGAAUGUACAAGUGACCCUUUCGGUGACAAGUAUGUGACAAUAAUCACAUCGACUGGAGAGGUAGCGGAACUGGAGAUCAUUUCACGCUCACCCGUUCUCAAGACAAGUCUUGAUCUUGCGACGGUCUCUAAGCAGAAACUUGAGAAAAGAUUGUAAGGGCGAUCUUUCAUCGAAGAUUCACUGAAGCUUCUGACAAACUUGCAUGCAUGUUAUUUGGGUGACGCUUACAGUGAAAUGAGCUGAUAUCUACGUUGUGAAGAAAGUUGUUAGUGCUCUAUGUAUCCAGUUUCAUGCUAGACUUCAACCCGAUUUUCUGAAAUGCUAAAUUCUUAUCGCCAUGGAAAGACUCUCACUUACUUUCAGAGUUCCGAGUGUUGUUAUCUGGAUUUCAACUCUACAUUGAAAAGGGAUCCCAGGUUUUUCCACUGGUACAUGAGUUCGAGUGGUUUAAGACCUAUGGAAGAGAUAAACAUAGAAUGAGA
Marchantia polymorpha subsp. ruderalis is the source of this 4730-nucleotide messenger RNA. The record is from the annotation of a GenBank genome assembly. NCBI's taxonomy places the organism in Eukaryota, Viridiplantae, Streptophyta, Marchantiopsida, Marchantiales, Marchantiaceae.